AUGGCGGACCAAGUCAAAUAUACGCAGAAGCUCAAAGACGCCAAGGUCUUGGUGAUCGGAGGCUCUUCAGGCAUUGGGUAUGGCGUGGCAGAGGCUCUCGUUGAGAAUGGCUGCAUUGUCACCAUCUCAGCAUCCAACCCGGACAGAGCAAAGCAGACAGUUGAUCGAUUGACGAAGUCGUAUCCUUCAGCAAAGAGCCGCAUCCACGGCGAGUCCUGCAAUCUCGGUGACGCUUCGAAAUUAGAUGAUAACAUUAAGGCAUUAUUCGAAAGGGUCGGCUCACUCGACCAUGUCAUCAACACUGCAGGCGACUCUUUGGAGAUCAUGAACCCCGACGACAUCACCAUGGACAAGAUCAUGAAGGUUGGUACUGUCCGCUUCUUCGCCCCCAUAUUCAUAGGCAAGCAUGCGCCCAAGUACCUUUCGAGCGGCCCUCGUUCUUCCAUCACAUUCACGACCGGUUCCGUGUCGGAAAAGCCAAUUGCGAAUUGGUCCACCAUCGGCGCAUUUGCUACUGGUUUGCACGGGCUUACUCGUGGACUCGCACUCGAUCUCAAACCCAUCCGAGUCAACCUCAUCAGCCCUGGCCCCGUCGAUACUGAGCUUUGGAACUCAAUGAGUGAGGACCAAAGAUCGGCCAUGAAGGAGAAUCUUCGGAAGAGUCUGCCAACAGGCAGAAUUGGGAGUGUUGAGGAUGUAGUGGAGAGCUUCCUGUACGUGAUGAAGGACGCGAACAUCACGGGCGCUGUAGUCUCGACGAGUUCCGGUAGCCUUCUUGUGUAA
Molecule: messenger RNA, 783 nt
Organism: Baudoinia panamericana UAMH 10762
Lineage: Eukaryota; Fungi; Ascomycota; Dothideomycetes; Mycosphaerellales; Teratosphaeriaceae
Exons: 2
Coding region: 1-783 (260 amino acids)
Molecular function (GO): oxidoreductase activity
Source: RefSeq, a predicted model, not a curated record